Aphanomyces astaci is the source of this 1931-nucleotide messenger RNA. RefSeq lists its product as hypothetical. Gene Ontology annotation, molecular function: proline dehydrogenase activity; calcium ion binding; FAD binding. Bases 36 to 1673 code for a protein of 545 amino acids. The transcript is spliced from 3 exons. The record is from RefSeq and is a predicted model, not a curated record. Lineage: Eukaryota; Oomycota; Saprolegniomycetes; Saprolegniales; Verrucalvaceae. Gene Ontology annotation, cellular component: mitochondrion.
CCGGGGUCAGUUUUGAAUUUGCCCGUCCGACGAACAUGCUUCGCGCAUCCGCAUCCGUAGCGCUGCGCCGCUCCCGUGUCCCUGCCGCCCGCUACAUGAGUGCGGCCACGACGGUGUCUACAACGACGCCCUUGACGACCGAGAAUGCUGCUGUGGUUCCGUCAACGCUGUCGUUCACGCAGACCGAGCGCAUCUUCGCCGCGAAGUCCACGGCAGAACUCGUCCGUGCAUAUGCGGUGUUUCAAACGUGCCAGAUCCCUUUCCUUGUGCGCCACAGUCAAGCGAUGAUCAACGUGUCGUACAAGGUCGUGGGCAGCACGAUCACGGACUGGGCGUUGAAGCACACGUUUUUCGGUCACUUUUGCGCUGGUGAAAACGCGGAAGACAUUCAACCUGCUUUGAAACGUUUGGAGUCGGCGGGUAUCGGUGCCAUUCUCGACUAUGCCGCAGAAGCCGACGUGGAAGCGGAGAAAAAGACCCCGUUGGACGGUGUCAGCUCCAACGAACUGCAAGCUCGUACAUACGACUAUGAAGACGAAGCCAUGUGCGACGCCAACAUGAGAAUCGCUUUGCAAGCCAUCCAAGAUGCCCCCGCCAAUGGGUUUACCGCUAUCAAGUGCACUGCCAUGGGAAAGCCCGAGCUCCUCCAGCGCAUGUCCAGCAUUCUCGUGGAAACUCAAUUGCUCUUCCAUUCGCUUGACGGUCCCGUGAGCCGCGCCAAGGAAAGCUACGUCGACCGAUUGGUAGACUACCCGACGUUCAAGACCGGUAUCCAAAGCGCUGGCGCGUCGUUUACCGAAGAAGAAUUGGACUCGCUCUUCCGAGCGCUUGAUGUAGAACAAGACGGUGUGAUCGACUACAUUGACUGGGUGAGCUACUUGAACACGAUGGACUUGACCAUGGGCCCGUUGACGCGCUUUCUCAAAGUCGACCCGCUCACGCCCGAAGAAAUCCAGCAAGUGAGCCAAAUGAUGUCUCGCUUGGAAACGUUGGCGGCGGCCGCCGAUGCCGCCAAGGUCAAGCUCAUGAUCGACGCGGAACAAACGUACAUGCAAGUGGCGAUUGAUCACGUCGUGCUGAACCUGCAGCGCCGAUACAACACGGACGGCCGCGAUACGAUUUACAACACGUUCCAGUGCUACUUGAAGGACUCGACGGACCGCGUGCUCAUCGACUUGGAGCGGGCCGAGCGCGAAAAGUUCCAAUUCGCAUGCAAGCUCGUGCGCGGCGCGUACAUGAUUCAAGAGCGCAAGCGCGCGCUCGACUUGGAGUACGCCGACCCGAUUCACCCGAGUUUGGAAGCCACGCACGCCAACUACAACUCGCUCGUGGAGUUGCUGCUGGUGCACAACCACCGCGCGAGUUUUAUGGUGGCCAGCCACAACGAAGACAGCGUCAAAAAGACCGUGGCCAACAUGGACGCGCUCAAGAUCCCGCGCCAUGGCGGCGGCGUCUACUUUGGCCAGCUCCUCGGCAUGUGCGACCACGUGUCGUACACGCUGGGCGCGGAAAAGUACCAAGUGUUCAAGUACGUGCCGUAUGGCCCUGUGGACGAAGUGCUGCCGUAUUUGAUCCGCCGAGCCCAAGAAAACUCGGGCAUGAUGAAAGGCGGCGCUGCCAAGGAACUCGGCCUCCUCGCCACGGAACUCAAGCGCCGCGUGGGCUUUGCCUAACCAACCCACUACACCUCGCAUUGUUUUAGAUCAGCACAUGAUACACCCAACCCCCCCCCACCAAACACGACCGCUUUAUUUAUUGACGUGUGUGCCCCAACCCUCGACACGACAGCGCUUGGAACUGAAUCGUGUGACAACGUUCGUGGGUCUGCGAUACAGUAUGUACAGGAGAUACCGCCAUGUCCGACUGACUUGCAGAGUAAGCUAUAAUAAAGAAAUAAUCACACCCACAACGAAAGCUUACGUUCGUUGACA